AUGGCAGACAACAAGCGUCAGAAUUCAGGAGUCAGAGCGCCUGCACAGGGAACCUCCAGUGCUGCGAAUCAGGGAAUGGCCGGAGCCAUGGUACCUUUGGAAGUCGCGCUGAGCGGUGCAAUUGGUGCACGUGUUCGCAUCAGCACAGCAGCUCCCGCUGUGUCUACGAUUGAAGGAACCUUGUUCACCGCUUGUCCCAUCACCAACCUUGUUGCUAUCAAUACCGCCGACGGGAAACAGGUGCAGACAGGCGAUUACCACGUCAUCCCGGUGUCGCGUAUACAGUCCUUCCAACUUCUUACUCUUGCCCCGUCGACUGGCACCCCCGAGGGACCAUCUUUCUCCGAUGCGGUCCCUCCGGUACACGCGCUUGAUAUCCGUGCCUUGAAGACGCGAGAGGCCAACGCUGUCAGCAAGUUACAAGAGAACGAGGCGCGCCGUGGUAAAGGUGUUACUCGGGAGGCCCAGAAGUUGUUCGAUGCGUUCAGUCGCACAAUGCCGGCCAGGUGGGACAGAACUAGCAUCGUCGUAGCAGACGCAGUCACCAUCGCACCUCCGUACCGUGUAGAUGAUUGCCGGUCGCUGGUGGCGGGUGAUACCGCUGCUCUUGCUCGAGUGCGCAAGGUGCUUGAAAUGGAGCGUAUGAAGAUGGAACUGCGUAAUGACAGUGCCACCAUUUCCUCCACUGAUGCUUUUUCGCGAAACUCCACUGCCAAUAACACCAACUUGUUGUCUCCAGGGCCUGGCGCUGCUGGACAAAGGAAGGGAGGUUGA
Messenger RNA from Aspergillus tanneri, 774 nucleotides. Its product is annotated as anticodon-binding domain-containing protein. The transcript is spliced from 3 exons. The record is from RefSeq and is a predicted model, not a curated record. Lineage: Eukaryota; Fungi; Ascomycota; Eurotiomycetes; Eurotiales; Aspergillaceae. The coding region runs from base 1 to 774 and encodes 257 amino acids.